UUGAAUGUUACCCCAAAUUGACAUAAAUACACCCUACGGUCCCUUUGUGUCGCCGGCCCCUCUUGCCCCUCGCGCGGCUCCUUCCUGUCUCCUCUGAAACACAGUUUCACUGCCUUUCAAAUUCCUGGUUGAUUACGUAUCUAUAGACUAUACGGGGACAAAUUGGCGUAUACAUUUGGAGAAAUUGUUUCUUUUCCCUUUUCCGAAGGGUGGGCUAGAAAGCCCUAAUUUUCCAUAUCUGGCUAUUGGGAUUUAGGGUUCUUGAGCACUUGGAAAACUAUAUAGAAGACGGGUUUUAGUGUUUUUAGUCUCCAGGGCCCGGGAAGGAUAGUUUCGGAGCUGAUAAGUGUAUGCGCAUGUCAAAUUUUCUGCACUUGCAGGCGUGUUAGGGUGUAGAUUCUGGGAAUUUGGCGUGCAGGGCAGCUGUGGUGGAUUUUGCGAUGGACGGGAGGAGAAUAACGGCGAGUCCGAGGCCGUGCAGCGGGCGGCGAGUGGUGGCUAAGAAGCGGCCGCGUAAUGGCAUGGAUGGGUUCGUGAAUAGCGUCAAGAAGCUUCAAAGGCGGGAGAUCUCUUCGAAGCGUGACCGGGCUUUUAGUAUGAGCGAUGCCCAAGAGCGAUUUCGGAACAUUCGAUUGCAGGAGGAAUAUGAUACUCAUGAUCCUAAAGGACAUUGUUCCAUGGUACUUCCAUUUCUGAAGAAAAGAUCCAAGAUUAUUGAAAUAGUUGCUGCACGUGAUAUUGUCUUUGCUCUUGCACAUUCUGGUGUCUGUGCAGCAUUUAGCCGUGAGACCAAUAAGAGGAUAUGUUUUCUGAAUGUCAGCCCGGAUGAAGUGAUACGGAGUUUGUUCUAUAAUAAAAACAAUGAUUCUCUCAUCACUGUUUCAGUUUAUGCUUCAGAUAAUUUUAGCUCUUUGAAGUGCCGGACCACGAGAAUUGAAUACAUAAGAAGAGGUAAACCGGAUGCUGGAUUUGCUCUUUUUGAGUCCGAGUCGUUAAAAUGGCCUGGUUUUGUGGAGUUUGAUGAUGUAAAUGGGAAAGUACUCACUUACUCUGCCCAGGAUAGCAUAUACAAGGUGUUUGACCUGAAGAAUUAUACGAUGUUAUACUCUAUAUCGGAUAAAAAUGUUGAAGAGAUUAAAAUCAGUCCAGGAAUUAUGCUGUUGAUAUUUACCAAAGCUAGUGCCUAUGUUCCCCUAAAGAUUCUUUCUAUUGAGGAUGGGACUGUUCUCAAAUCGUUCAACCAUCUGCUUCAUCGUAAUAAGAAGGUCGACUUCAUUGAACAGUUCAAUGAAAAGCUACUUGUCAAGCAAGAAAACGAGAAUCUUCAGAUUCUUGACGUCCGCAAUUCUGAACUGACGGAAGUCAGUAGGACCGAGUUCAUGACACCAUCGGCUUUCAUAUUUCUGUACGAGAACCAGCUAUUCUUGACGUUCAGAAACAGAACAGUUGCCGUUUGGAACUUCCGUGGGGAGCUCGUAACUUCAUUUGAGGAUCACCUUUUGUGGCAUCCAGACUGCAAUACUAACAACAUUUACAUUACUAGUGACCAGGACCUAAUCAUCUCCUACUGCAAAGCUGAUUCUGAUGAUCCUCUGUCAGAAGGAAAUGCUGGUUCUAUCAAUAUCAGCAAUAUUUUGACGGGGAAAUGCCUAGCCAAAAUAAAAGCAACCAAUGCUAUUACCACAAGUAAUUGCAAUUGCAGUGCCGAUUGUGGUGGCAGAAGUUGCAGAUCUAAGCGAGUCCAAGUAUCUAGAAUUAGGAGCAGCGUAGCGGAAGCCCUGGAUGAUAUCACAGCUCUCUACUACGAUGAAGAGCGCAAUGAGAUCUAUACCGGAAAUAGGCUUGGACUGGUCCAUGUGUGGUCUAACUAAAACUCGUUUCACCUCUGCUUUGACUGAUGAAUUCAAAAUGCUUCCUUGUCACGAGAGGACAUGUACCAUUACACAUUGAAACACCGAAGUGGAAGUGGCUACCCCCAUAUUUCGGCUUUCGGGUAUACAAGACAAACGACCUAUGUUUUCAUUUGCAUCAUCUAUAUUUAUAUUUUAGGUUUAUGUCUGUAGAUAAUUUGGUUUCUUGGGGGUAUAUGCCCCCUUCACUCCAAAAUGAGACAUAGAUGAUUUCUGGUGUUGUUAGAUGUGUUGCUUCUGUAACUUUUAGUCUAUGGACAUUAUUAUGUGUAAUGUGUUGUAGUGAAACUGAAAUUUCAGUGUAUUCAAAUGGUUUUAAGCCUAUAAAAUUCAUUUCUUGUGCCA
Ipomoea nil (Japanese morning glory) is the source of this 2255-nucleotide messenger RNA. RefSeq lists its product as uncharacterized. The transcript has 8 exons. NCBI's taxonomy places the organism in Eukaryota, Viridiplantae, Streptophyta, Magnoliopsida, Solanales, Convolvulaceae. Bases 441 to 1871 code for a protein of 476 amino acids. The record is from RefSeq and is a predicted model, not a curated record. Gene Ontology annotation, molecular function: protein binding.